Amoebophrya sp. A25 is the source of this 5078-nucleotide messenger RNA. The record is from the annotation of a GenBank genome assembly. Lineage: Eukaryota; Dinophyceae; Syndiniales; Amoebophryaceae.
GCUCACGAAGGCAUCUGCAUAGAUGUGUCGCAUAUUCAUUGCGUCCCGUUCCGCCUGCAAAAAAAGAAGCGACAAGAGUUGGUAUUUGAGUGCUGAGAGUGAUGUUUUAGGAAGGAGCGACCGAGUGAUGAGUCAAUAAUAGGUGUUUUUCGAGCGACGUGGAGUGUGCGUUAGCGCUGCAACUGUCUUUUCAUCUUUUUUCCUACACUACACGAAAACGAGGCAACGCUAACACCUGCCUGCUUGAUCUAAGUAUCCCACAUCCCGACCACACCUCCACAUGAUUAUAGAAGGUGAAUGUGAUUUUUGAAACCUCACUUGUGCUAUGAUUCCAAUUUAGCGGAGGUGGCGAAGUUGUGACAUGAAGCAAUGGCUCCCGUCGAAAUAGACACAUGCGAACGCCAUGCUUCGGCGGCAAUGGGGGCCUGGGAUACGGCUCGCUGCUCGGCUACUGGGAGAGCUUGAUACCCGACCAUGACGGUUCCGUCUCUGUGUUACAGAACAACAACGUAGUACCAGGACGAUUGCCGAUAGUAAGAAGAUCGAACUCUGCGCGGAUCUUACAGGGUUCGUUACCUCCUACGAACGAUUGUGUUGCUGGUAAGUGGGCGGAAGACGAACUGUGACCAUGUCGGACACCGGCGCGAUUAGAUAUUGCGCAGCAUGUUGCUGCUGCUCCGGUCUCAUCACCGCGAUUGUGCUGAUUGCUAUUUCGUUCUCCGUUCUAGAAGCCACAGAGAUGGGGUUGAAUUAUUCCAGCGUUUCGAAGAGCGUAAGCCAGGAAAAACUCUAUCCUGCGGGACGACACAUGCUCGGGGUGGGACACAGCUUCAAAAUCUACCCUAAGGACCAGCAAACCGUGCAGUUCCCCGGGGAUAAGUACAAGCAUUUGGAAGCCCGUACCUUCGACGGCCUCGAAGUCAUUCUUGACCUGCAGUUCCAAUAGUAUGAAAUGGGUCUGUUUGAUAUGAGAUAGUUGUGCGAAUACACGCUUCUGGAUCUUGACCGUUAACUUGAAGAAAGGACAUACGCAUGGGCUAUCGAUAUGUAAUUGAAUAUUCAUAUGCGGGAUACCUUUUUAUAAUGGAUCCGUUUGUGUCCCUACGUAAGUCAUUAGCGCUGGGUUAUAGAGUAUGCCGCGUAGAAUCCGACACGUCGCGUAAGUAGUUAAGGAUGCAGAUACGCGGCGUGUCGCUUAAGCGGUGACUGAAGCAGAUAAGCGGCGUGUCGCUCAAGCGGUUACUGAUGCAGAUAGGCGGCGCGUCACUUAAGCGGUGACUGAUGCAGAUAUCCGGCGCGUCGCUUAAGCGGUGACUGAGGCAGAUAAGCGGCGUGUCGCUCAAGCGGUUACUGAUGCAGAUAAGCGGCGCGUCACUUAAGCGGUGACUGAUGCAGAUAUCCGGCGCGUCGCUUAAGCGGUGACUGAGGCAGAUAAGCGGCGUGUCGCUAUGCAGAUAAACGGCGCGUCCUUGGAGCGGUGACUGAUGCAGAUAGGGCCGUAUCGCUUAAGCGGUGACUGAUGCAAAUAUGCGGCGUUUCGCUUAAGCGAGCACUGAUGCAAAUAAGCGCCGCGUCGCUUAGUUAGUGUUAGUAACUGUGGCAGAUAAGCUGGCCGUCGCUGAAGUGGUGACUGCUGGUGCUGCAGAUAUGCUGGUCGCGGCCUAAGGAGGGCGUCGGCUGUUGAACUUGAGGAAGGCAUAGGAAGCACAUACGGGAGACAAGGCCGAGGCACGACUAAGGGGAAGCAAUUGUGAGGCGCCUAAGAGCGACAAGCCAGAGGCACUUAAGGGGGACAAGCUUGUGGCACCUAAGAGAGACGAGCUCGAGGCACUUAAGGGAGACAAGCUCGAGGCACUUAAGGGGAGCAAGUGUGGGGUACCUAAGGGGGACAAGCUUGUGGCACCUAAGAGAGACGAGCUCGAGGCACUUCCGGGCGGCAAGAGUGAGGUAUCUAAGGGGGACAAGCUUGUGGCACCUAAGAGAGACGAGCUCGAGGCACUUAAGGGAGACAAGCUCGAGGCGCUUAAUGGGCCACUUCGUGAGGCACUUCUGGGAGACAGUUUUGGGGCACUUAGCGGGUGGAGGUACUUGUGGAAAACAUGGCCGAGACACUUGAAAGAGGGCUGCUCAUGGUUAUGCGGCGGUGGGGAUGUUGGGCGCAGGGCUGUGGCUUGCGCGACACGUGCCGAGGGCCUCCUGCUGCUCUUGUCCACGACGGGUCAAGGGAGGGGCAGAUGAUGUGCGAGCCUCUUCAUGAAUGUUCCUCUCACGGAAGCUUGUUACUGCAUGGUGACUUUAUGACUGAGCUCAUAUAAUGUACUUAUAAGUCUUUUCGCUAAUACCCUCGGUUGGUGGAGGACCUCACGAGCGUUCUUCGGAUUUAUUACGACUGGGGUUUGCGAUACGAUUUUGCGUAUGCUAUUGUGUCAAGGAACAUGUUGCGAGAUACUGCCAGCACAUGGACUGCCUUCGAGUUUUUUUACAAUCGAACGGAGAUAGAAGCAGCUAUGCAGACGCAGCUGACGCAACGGAUCGAGGCGGUACUUUUCUAUACUCAUCGAAAAACUGUGAAGACGCUAAUUAGGUUGUUAGUUUUUUCCCACGACGAUGAAUGGCACCAACAUCCAUGAUUUUUGUGCAUGGGAUGCACGAGCAAUUGGAAGAGUCGGAGCCUAAUCUUCGAAAGCAGAAUAAAGAGUAGUUGUUGGUUUCUUACUUGUCACCGGUUGUAACUGCUGGACCUGAUGACGGAUGCAGUAACAUAGUGAGUAGUUUGAUGCUCAAAGUUGCCUUCACAGGAUGGAGGACUGUUGGACGAUUUGCAGUUACUGGUAAUCAAUUUACCAUCUGCAUUCGAAGAGGAGCUCACUGCAACGGAGCAAGUUCGGCAGGAAAUUGAGCAAGUGGAGUUUGAGGUGAGGGACGCAGAAGUUAAAGCCGCGAAUAAGAGGAGACGUAGUUGAUUUUUUAGAAGUAGCUUGCCAUUGCCUUGUGAUCUUCUUUUCAUUGUAAUUCCUACACUGCCAAGAACUAGUAAAAGUUUUGUAGUCAACUUCAUAGAAAUAUAUUUUCUUGUUUAGCACAGCAGCCAAAGCGUUGUACAACGAUGUACUAGCCCGCGCAUGACUUCAUUUCUUCUCCUCAUCGACGAUCUUCAGGUAUGUUCGAUGAAGCAAAAGUAGAGGAGAAUCAGAAAGUAUUUGAGGCACGAAGAAUGUUUAACGACAAGCAGAAAAUGCUCCAAGAAUUAACGCAGGACAUGAAGGCAGAAAUCACAUCGUAUCGCGCGAUUCAGCGCAACACGAAUAUGACCACGCAGAACAUGUUCAACUACAUAUGGCUUCAGAAUCUUGAGGGUGCCGCGGGGAACACUGCGCGGCUGCAUCUAAUGAAGCCACAGGUAUAAAUACAAGACACUCUAGAAAAAUUAUAUUUGUAGGUGAUAUUCUUGUCGGAGCGCGCAACGCACAGAGAAGAGGCAGGAAUCGUAAUGAGGGACGAAUACGCCUCUCACGUUCUGAUAGGUUUUGCGUUGUUGGACCGAUCCGCAUAACAAAGCGUGUCCCACCGCGACGACUACACAAGCCUUCACAUGUACUAGCGGUCAGCCAUGCUUUGUCGCGGUGGAGGGCUCUAAUUUGCAAGGAACCGAUUUCGUGCGGAUCUCCAACUCAACCGACUGUUCGACGAAGCACACAAGCUUCGCGUCAGAGAGCUAUGCGCCAUUGACAGGACCUUCAGACCGGAAAAAAGUCUUCAAUGUCGGGAGCAUUUCAGGAAGUACUAGUCUUUUCAAUGGCCGUGCAAUUUUCGUGGUAACAGAGACUUUUGUACAGAUUAUGUGAACGUCCUUUACGAAAACCUACACAACGUCAUGAAAUAUAUCAUUAUAUAUUGAUUACUUUCUUAAAAAUGUUGGCAAAAUGCAUAACAAAAUAGCUAGCCCUUCGUCAAUUGUAAUGGUUCACUAGUGCUUCAUACUAAUAUGCAGUUCCUUCAUUAUAAUUUUUGACUUCAGCUCUGUCUGACGGUAUCGUUUGUUAUUGCCGAUUCGCGCAGCAUCCACAGGGCUGUAGUUACGAAAUAUUCGGGACUAAUAUUCCGGUCGGAUUGUCGCCAGCCUUCACGCAGAUGGGGACGUUGUCUGUGACGUAGUAAUCGAGGCACUAAAAUAUCAUCCGUUUGGAAACAGACUAGUUAGGGAGUUUCGUUAGCACUAUGGGCGGAAGGCGCUGCCGAAGAUGAAUCGCGGCGUUGUUCAUGAAAAAAACAGGCCCUACGUUUCAUGAUGGCAUUGACUAAUAACUUGUUGUCAUGAGUAGAAGGUUCUGUACGCAGUGGUUUUCUCUGAUUCCUUCUGUAGAUUUGAUUCGAGUAGAUGCUUUGAUUCCUAGUAUUCGACAAGCGAUUUUUCCUGUAUUCAGUAUCACGGUCGUGUAGAAUACGAUCGUGCGACUUAAAAGUUCAAGUUAUGGUUGGCACGAGAACAGCCUCAAGGAUGGUCGUAUAGACUUCAUAACCAGAAGUAAGUCAAGGUCCUGCGCUUUUUGCACUUCGUGUUGAAAGAUUGGCGCACAUUACGUUACAACUUAGGCUGAGACUUAUAUAUACGGUAAAUGAAAACUAUAACAGUCUUAGGCCAAGGAAGUCAACAGAGAGAAUUUUUGGAGACGCAUUUUUACAAGGCACCGCUUUUGAAGGUGACUAGCAGGCACACUUAUGUUCCACUUGAAUUGUGUAGCAGCGAUGGAAGAAGCAGCAGUAUAAUUGGAAGCACAGGCUGGCAGUGCUGCUGAACGGUUACAACGAAGACAACAGGACCCAGCAGUUGAGGCACUUCUUCCUGUAUCAUGUGUCAUUCUUCGGACGACAAACAAGGAUACCAUGGUUCGUGUCGGUAGAUUCUCAGCCACGUUUUUGACGUGUGUCAAUGUCAAUUGUGUAUGGUGACACGCGCCGGACCACACUGAGCAGUACAACGACCACCUUUCUAGUCAUGGAUCAGGCAACUCAUGUUUCUUUUCAUGAGACGGAAGUUGAUUGUGUGCGCUCUUUUUGUCAUGAAGACCGGAUGAUUU